CUAAAAUCAUUAGAAACGACAAACGAGUUAGUGGUGUACAGAUUCCUUUGGGCGUGACAACCUUAAAGAUUGGUGAAAUAUUUUCUUUGAAUAGAUAUUGAUGGAUUUAUAGCCUGUUUUCAAAUUGGACGUUUGUUCUUGUGAAGGAAGCUGCAAAUAUUUCUACUGGUGUCUUGUACAAGUAUAAACAAUGGGAAGAUUUGUAUAUUACUUACUGGCAUUUUGUAUACUGAGUAAAUCUUUAGUCGCAUUUAAAAAGAAUACAGACUGUGGAUCAAGUGUAGGAUGCUAUAGUGAUUGUUCAGGGGAUUGUACAUUUGAAGUUACAUGGAGAGAGAUAGGAACAAAGAUCGAGAUUAGCAUGAAGGCUUCAUUGGCUUCAUUGUCUAGUGGUGGUGACUGGAUUUCUGUGGCUUUGUCCAGUGAUGACAAAAUGGGAUCAGACACUGUGUUUGAUUGUAUAACUGAUGGUAGUCAGGUCUUUGUACAAAGGUCCACAAACCCAGGCAAAUACAAUACUCAAAUAUCUCCAUUAGAUCCCUGGAUUACAGUAAAAGCAAAUAGUUACUCUGCAGGGAUUCUGAUGUGUUCAUUUGAUGCUGAGAAGAGUAAUGCAGCAGGAAUUAAUUUUGAAAAAGACUGGUAUAUGUUCUUUGGAAAAGGAAAGUGGGAUCAAAGUAGUAAUUCUAAAUUUAAGCAUGAAAUCACACCCAAGAUAUCUGCAGAGAAAGUUGACCUUCAGAAGUAUGAUGUAAUAGGUGGAUCACCAAUGAAUAUUAUGUUGAAACUUCAUGGGAUUAUGAUGAUUAGUGCCUGGAUAUUAUGUGCCAGUAUUGGCGUUGUUGUAGCAAGAUAUUAUAAACCAGUCUGGUUAGAGGAAAAGUUACUUGGGGAAAAGGUUUGGUUCACGUUACACAGGGGUGUAAUGGUUUUAGCUGUAUUAUUCUGUAUUGCUGGAUUUACCAUCAUUUUUGUGGAUAGAGGAACAUUCCAGGAGAUAGAGUCUGAUUCAGAUUUCAAGAAAGCUCAUCCAUUCAUUGGUAUUAUAGUCAUGUGUUUGGCAGUGAUUCAGCCUGUGAUGGCGGUUUUUCGACCACACCCAGGAGAUAACAACAGAUUUAUAUUUAAUUGGGCUCAUUGGGGAGUAGGCAUUGUCUCACAUUUUCUGGGAGUACUGAACAUUUUAAUUGGAGUAUUAUUAGAUGCAAUGCAGAUGCCGAUAUGGGUGGUAUAUGUUGUGGUAGCUUAUGCUGUUUACCAAUUUGUCAUAGAAUUUUUCCUGGAAAUUUAUGACUGUAUGUCAAGAAAAAAAAGUGCCUCUGAAGCAUAUGAGAUGCGAGAAAAUGACAGUCUUGCAAAACAAGAUACAAAGCAAGAUUCUCAGUACAAUGUCAAGAAGAUUAUACUUGGAAUCCACAUUACCAUAAUCUGUCUGUUUACCAUAGCCCUGGUCAUACUGGUUUCUAUGGAUCUCUCUAUGUAUAUCUAAUGGUCCGUAUAAACAGUAGAAGAAAAUGUAGAUUAUAGAUAUACUUUUAUCAUUAGGAGUAUUUUACCUAUGUUUGAACUCACUACAUGUUAAGUUGCAAUUAUACAAAAAAAAAAUUCUUUUAGAAAUGUUCUCAAGUACUCAUACUUAUACAUUAUAUUUUCAUAGUCUUUAAAUGAACUGCUACUGGGAAAAACAAAAUUGUGGUAAAUAUUUAUUUUUUUACAAUUGUUUUCUUUAGAGUUUUUACUCACCAUUGCAAAGCCUGUGUGUGCUGACAUUGUUUUGAACUGGUAUCAAUCAAUGAGUUUCAGAAUGAUGUGGAUAAGUUCCCUUGAUUAUAAGCUAAACAAGUUUUUGUCAAAACUUUAUUUUAUUUCAAAAGUUUAAACCUAAGUUGAAGAAAAAUGUUUUUAGAGUUCCAUCAUCUAGAUAAAUAAUAUCAUGGUGUACAAAAUGUAAAUUUGAUAAUUCAAUAGUUGAUGUUUCAAAUAGAUACACUUUAAGUAUAAAUUUUCUGAAUGAAAUUAUAUACAAUAGACUACAUUCCAGCUAUCAUUUAUGCUCACCAAACUCCUGCAAGGCACCAAGCCGACCAUGUAAGGGCUUUCUAUCCAAUCAAGGUUGUUAAACACUCCCAUAGUACCAGUUAUCAUCAUCUGAUGUUAUACAGUGUAAGUAACUUAAAUUACAUCUUGUGGAAUCAAGCACUUUACAAGAAUGUAUUAGUUUGUAAUUUGACUGAUAAGCACAUGUUGUUUUUAUGAGGUUUUUUUUAUCUCUACAUUUUUUAAGAGUUUGCAUGUAGUUUUGAUUAUAUUUAAUAUGUUUUUUAAAUGUUGUUCUUUAUAGAGACAACUUUGGGCAUACAUGAAAGUGUACAUCCUGUAGCAAAACUUGUACAAAAUACUGCUGGUUUUAAAUUGUAUGACCUUAUAUGAAAUGCAGGCUUGGUUUCAGUUUAAGGUAAUAGAUAACCUAUGUACUAUUUUGAGAAAAUACUACUGGUUUUAAAUUGUAUGACCUUAUAUGAAAUGCAGGCUUGGUUUCAGUUUAAGGUAAUAGAUAACCUAUGUACUAUUUUGAGAAAAUACUACUGGUUUUAAAUUGUAUGACCUUAUAUGAAAUGCAGGCUUGGUUUCAGUUUAAGGUAAUAGAUAACCUAUGUAAUAUUUUGAGCAAGGAAGAACUAGGGAAAGAAACAGUAAGAUUUAUGGUUGAAAUAUUCCAUAUAUUUUUCCUUACUUAAAGGGACUAUAUAUAAAAACUCAAGAAGAUAUUUUGUGUUGAAGAUUUUAUUUUUAUAAAAGCUUAAUAUUGGUGAAAGGGAAAUUAGAUCUGUGUACGCCAAAGGUGCUGGUCACCAGUGUUUUGUUAUAUAUAUAUGGGUUUUACAUGUUAUUUACUUUUUUAUCCAUACUUUUAAUAUUAAUACAAAGUUAUACAACAAUAUAUUUUAUAUUAUUUUUGGAAAAAAUCCUUUUGAGUCCCUCUGUUAAUGAAAUAAGCAUGCAUAUACAUGAAGGGGGUUGUAUAGAAAGUGCUGAUUGAUUUUAUACAUGUCUUACAGCUUUUUUAACAUAAUUAUAUUAAGUGUUACCCUUGUCUGUCCAUAUGUACGUACGUCCAUACCUAUGUACGUCCCAAAAUUGGUUUCUGUUCUCUAACUUUAGUUUGCAUCAACCAAAUGUUAUGAAACUUAUACACAAUGCUUAUUACCAUAAAUCACAGAUCAAGAUCGAAUUUGGGUGGCAACACUUUUACAGUUCUCUAGUUAUGUCCCUUUCAAACGUUAUAUGCCAGCGGGGGCAUCAUCUGUGUCCCAUGGACACAUAUCCAUUUAUUAUUUAAUAGUUUACUGUAUUGUAUCUGUAGAAAUCUAAAAUAUAUAUUGAUGUUCUAAUUAAAUUUUAUAGUAUAUAAAUAUAUUUUGUCCAGCACUGAUGAAAGGAUAUAGAUGUAGUGUUCAUUCUUCUGUCCAUGCCUUUAUCUUUCUAUAUAUAAUAUCACCUUAGGUUCUUAGAUGAAUUAAAAAAAUUACCAAACAAAAUAAUAUUUCAGACAACUUGUCACAAGUGGAAAAAGACAUGAACUGAUUUGGUCUUCAAUUACACAAUUUCACUUGUGUUUUUAAAUUAAUCUUUUUUCCAUACUAAUAUAAAAGAAUGUCAAUAAAUUUUCACAUUUUUUUUCCCUUUUGGGGUGUAGUACUUGGUCUUAAAAGUGAAUUUUAAAAGGUAAGUCUUUGGAUUGAACCCACUACCUCUCGCACUCUAGGCCAGCAGACUUUCUCCAGACCACCAAGGCAGUUACUGCUUUACAAGUAACAAGAUGUUUCACAUAAAAUGAAAUCCUUUUGUUCAAACAAUUUACCAGACUUAUUGCUCUGUUUUUACUUUAUCAUAUAUAAAUGAAAUCUGAUGUUUGUAGCCUCUAAGUAGUUUUGAAACAGAAAACUGUAAAACUCUUUUGAAUGUUUUUAUUUUUUAUGCAUAAGAUGAUGAAUUCACAUUUAUUUUGUAACAGCAAUUUAUGUCGAAAGUUUGUAUCCCAGAUAACCACAAAAAACAGUCUUUUUUGUGUGUAGAUUUUUUAAAUUAAAUGAAUUAAAAAUAAAAGUGUUACUGUGCAUAUUUCUGGGAUAACUUUUUGUGGAUACUGUUGGUAGAUGAAACAAUGUAACUAGGUACCGGUGAUACAUAAGUAUGGUAGUUGAUUAUUAUUGUGAAAAUAUGUAUAUUUUUGGCAAAAAAAUACAGACCUUUUUUCUUAAUUGUUGAUGGAUUCUCAGUUAAAGGUGAACUAUACAGUUGUUUUAUAUUAAGGUUUUAUCUAUUUCUAAAUUGUAUUUUGGGAAAUAAACUUUCUGUUUAUUCAAUUUA
Mytilus californianus (California mussel) is the source of this 4371-nucleotide messenger RNA. Its product is annotated as putative ferric-chelate reductase 1. Bases 191 to 1489 code for a protein of 432 amino acids. Gene Ontology annotation, molecular function: oxidoreductase activity, acting on metal ions. The transcript has 14 exons. The record is from RefSeq and is a predicted model, not a curated record. Lineage: Eukaryota; Metazoa; Mollusca; Bivalvia; Mytilida; Mytilidae.